CCGCGGCCAGCCCCUGGAACACAGCGGAGCGUCGGACAGGUCGAGGCGGUGGUUAAGUGCUGAAGUGACACACUUAAACCCUGCAGUGUGAAUGACAAAGAGGUUGUAAGAUCGGUCUUUCUGGACGAGAGCGGCGCUCCUGCGUUUCACUGCCGUGCUCGCGACGGAAGGGAUACUCGCUUUGUUUCAGGCGCUUCGCCGGGGAGGGCUCGUAGUAAGACGGUGUCUCCUCCUCUUUUUUUACGCUCGUGAAUGGAAAGCAUCUGCACCCCGGACCGUUACCUCUCCGUUCUGCGCGCAAGACCUGGUUUUGUGAUCUAGUCGGCGAUAACCGGACCGACAGCCUUUCGGAAACGGACAACGGGACAAUGGACACCUUCUUCGCUGAGGGGGCCCGUGUCUGGGUGAAGGACAGGGGGCAGCUCCACCCCUCCACCGUCGCCACCUGCGCAGACGGCUCUCUGGUCUUCACCAGCGACUACGGACAGGUGCUCAGUCUGCAGCCGGGGGAGGUGAGCAGGGAGAAGGUGCAGCCCAUGCACCGGAGCAGCGUGGACGGGGUGGAGGACAUGUCCUCGCUGGCCGAGCUGCACGAAGCCGCCAUCAUGCACAACCUGUACCAGCGUUACCGGGGCGACCGCAUCUACACCAACAUCGGCUCCAUCCUGGCGGCGGUGAACCCCUAUAAGCAGAUUCGGGGGCUGUACGACCCCGCCGCCGUGGAGCUGUACAGCCAGUUUCACCUGGGCGAGCUCCCGCCCCACAUCUUCGCCGUGGCCAACGAGUGUUAUCGCUGCCUCUGGAAGAGACAGGACAGCCAGUGUGUCCUCAUUAGUGGAGAGAGCGGUGCUGGAAAGACAGAGAGCACCAAGCUGCUGCUCCAGUUCCUGUCCGUCAUGAGCCAGAACUCUGCCGGGACUCCGCCCACCGAGAGGACCACCCACGUGGAGAAAGCCAUCGUACAGAGCAGCCCCAUCAUGGAGGCGUUCGGGAACGCCAAGACCGUCUACAACAACAACUCCAGCCGCUUCGGCAAGUUCAUCCUGCUGCACUUCUCCCAGAGCGGGAACAUCCAGGGCGGCUGCAUCGUGGACUAUUUGCUUGAAAAGAACCGUGUCGUGCGACAGAACCCCGGGGAACGGAACUACCACAUCUUCUACGCGCUGCUCGCCGGAGCGGACAGCGAGCACAGAGAGCUGUACUUCCUGACUGAACCGGAGUCCUACCACUACCUCAGCCAGUCCGGCUGCGUGAGGGACAAGAGCCUGGACGACAAGCAGCUGUUUGACAGCGUCAUGGAGGCUCUGAAGGUGAUGGAGUUCACGGAAGAGGAGAUCCGCGACGUCUUCAAGCUGCUGUCUGCGGUCCUGCAGAUGGGCAACAUCGAGUUCAUGACUGCAGGGGGGGCCCAGGUCACCACCAAGGGAGCGGUCAGCAUUGUGAGUGACCUGUUGGGCCUGGACUCCUUCCAGCUGUCUGAGGUUCUGACCCAGCGCUCCCUCAUCCUCCGGGGGGAGGAGAUCUGUUCCCCCCUAACCGUGGAGCAGGUAGGGUCAGGUGCACCUGUCACAUCCCAAACACGCCCUGACAUGACCCCCGACACCCCCACACACAGCCAGCACCCUCACGCACAGUGUACCAGCGACCCAGCAGUGGUUAUGGUCCACAUCCCCACUCUAUUCAAGCAGGGAAACGCAUGCAGCGGGGGGCGCCAGAGUUUCCACAAUCCCAACCGGUUCGACCCGGAAGUGGUGCUGAACCAGCUGCGCUACUCCGGAAUGCUGGAGACGGUGAAGAUCCGGCGGGCUGGCUUUCCCGUCCGCAGAACCUUCCAGGACUUCUUCAGCAGGUACAAGAUGAUCCUGCGGGACGGAGACCCCGCCGGCGACGAGAGGCGCAGAUGCGUGGACCUGCUGGCCGCGUACGACGGCGCCCGGGCAGAGUGGCAGCUGGGAAAGACGAAGGUGUUCCUGAAGGAAGCGCUGGAACAGAGGCUGGAGAAGGAGAGAGAGGAGGUGCGGCGGGAGGCUGGCAUGGUGAUCCGAGCCCACAUACUGAGCUAUGUGGCAAGGAAGCACUAUAAAAAGGUCCUGGCCAGCACCCUCACCAUCCAGAAGAACUACCGCGCACGUUACUGGCGCCGAGCCUUCCUGCAGCUGCGAUUCGCCGCGCUCGUCUUCCAGAAGCACCACCGCGGUCAGCUGGCCCGCAGCCUGUACCGCCAGCUGCGCGAGGAAGAGGAGAGGAGGAGGAGGAGAGAAGAGGAGGAGGAGGAGGAGAGGAGGAGGAGAGCAGAGGAGGAGGAGGAGAGGAGGAGGAGAGCAGAGGAGGAGCAGGAGAGGCUGAGGCAGCUGGAGCAGCAGCAGCAGCAGCAGCAGGAGGAGGAGCUGAAGAGGAGGCGGAAGGAGGAGGAGGAGGCGGAGGCUGAGCUGCUCAGGGUCCGGCAGGAAGAGGCGGAGCUUCUCAGGAUCCGGCAGGAAGAGGCGGAGCUAAAGAAGAGGCUGGAGGCGGAGGAGUUGAGGGCCAGGCAGGAAGUGGAGGCGCAAGAAAAGCAGAAAGAGGAAGAGGAGAGAAAGAACGGGCACAAAGUGGGAACAGAUCUACUGGGUCCCCAGGUGGGGGUGUCGGCGCUCCAGGGCCUGAGCCCCUGCGCCUCGGAGGAGGAGGCGCGGCAGAUGGAGGAGAUCCUGCGGCUGGAGCGGGAGAUCGAGCGGCUGCAGAGGCAGCGCGAGGAGGGCGUGUCGCUCCUGUGCGGGACGUCCCGGUCGGAGCUGCAGCAGAGGCGCGCGGCGGAGAUCCGGCGGCUGGAGAAGGAGGCGUCCCGCGUGGCCGCCGAGUUCGUGGAGCUGCUGGACUUCGGCGGCCUGGAGCGCUCCGCCUCCAGCGAGGAGAACCUGCACGACUCGCCCGACACCACCGCCCCGCUCGCCGAGGAGGAGGUGGACGAGGGCUUCCACGCGGAGGAGGAGGGUGUGCCCCUGCCCGACUUCCCCCCCCCGGCGCCCCCCCUGGACCAGGACAUCUUCGCGGACCUGCCCCCUCCCCCGCCCGUCUUCACAGAGGGGGUGGUGUGCACCUCCUCGCCCGUACACCCCCCCAUGGCCCCUGUCCCGCCCCCGCCCCCGGCCCCGCCCCUCAUCGUGGGGGUAGGAGGAGGAGGAGGGUGGGGCGACGUCGCGGGCCGGGCCGGGUCCGGGAGCCUGCCCGACUCUGAGGAGCCCAUCUACAGCACGCCGCUGGACGUGGAGUCGGACUACGACCAGGACGAGCUGGAGGAGGCGCUGGGCAGCUCCGGCGACGGUCACGUGACCGACGGGAAGGCCCAGCGCAAGUCCACCUGCACCUACAACAGCCUGGACUCGUACCGCGGCAGCUCCGACUCCUUUAUCGACAGCGACGAUGAGAACGACGGCUACGUGGACACGGACGAGGAGGUGUCCAACGGGCGCGCCAACGCGCUCAACGGGAGCGGGCCGCCCUACUUCCACAGCUACCUGUACAUGAAGGGCGGUCUGAUGAACCCGUGGCGGCGGCGCUGGUGCGUGCUGAAGGACGAGACCUUCCUGUGGUUCCGGGCGAAGCAGGAGUCGCUGAAGUCCGGCUGGCUGUACAAGAAGGGCGGCGGCAUGUCCACGCUGUCGCGGCGCAACUGGAAGAUGCGCUGGUUCGUCCUGCGCGAGGCCAAGCUCAUGUACUUCGAGAACGACAGCGAGGAGAAGCUCAAGGGCACCAUAGACGUCCGCGCCGCCAAGGAAAUCGUGGACAACCACGAGAAGGAGAACGCGCUGAAUAUUGUGACGGAGGAGAGGACUUACCAAGUGUUUGCGGAGUCCCCGGAAGAUGCCAGUGGAUGGUUCAACGUGCUGAGUCGGGUCCACAGCGCCACCCCUGAGCAGCUGCUGGAGAUGCAGCACGAGCAGGCCAACCCCAAAAACGCAGUGGGAACGCUGGACGUUGGGCUGAUCGACUCCGUCUGUGCUUCGGAUAAUCCAGACAGGCCCAACUCCUUCGUGAUCAUCACGGCCAAUCGGGUGAUCCACUGCAACACGGACCUGCCCGAGGAGAUGCACCACUGGAUCAGCCUGCUCCAGAGGCCCAAGGGCGACUCCAGGGUGGACGGGCAGGAGUUCCUGGUCAGAGGCUGGCUGCACAAGGAGAUGAAGUCUGGGGGGAAGAGCACCUCCCUGAAGCUGAAGAAGCGCUGGUUCGUCCUGAACAACAACUCGCUGGACUACUACAAGUCCUCGGAGCGCACCGCCUCCAAGCUGGGCACCCUGGUGCUCAACAGCCUCUGCUCCGUGGUGCAGCCCGAGGAGAAGGUCUUCAAAGAGACAGGCUACUGGAACAUCAUAGUUCACGGGCGCAAGCACUCGUACCGCCUCUACACCAAGAUGCUGAACGAAGCCAUGCGAUGGGCGUCCGCCAUACAAGGCGUCAUCGACAACAAGGUUCCCAUAGAAACGCCCACCCAGCAGCUGAUCCGGGACAUUAAGGAGAACAGCCUGAACCCGGAGGCAGUGGAGCAGACGUAUCGGAGGAACCCCAUCCUCAGAUACACCCAGCACCCCCUGCACUCCCCCCUACUGCCCCUGCCCUACGGAGAGGUCAACGUCAACCUCCAAAAAGAGAAGGGCUAUGCCAGCCUGCAGGACGAGGCGGUGAGGAUGUUUAACUCCCUGCAGGAGAUGGAGGCGGUGUCCGACCCCGUGCCCAUCAUCCAGGGCAUCCUGCAGACGUGCCAGGACCUGCGGGCGCUGCGUGACGAGGUCUACUGUCAGCUGAUCAAACAGACCAAUCACGUCCCGCAGCCCAACAGCUCGGCCAAUCGCGCGCACUGGCACCUGCUCACCUGCAUGAGCUGCACCUUCCUGCCCAGCCGAGCCAUCCUGCGCUACCUCAAGUUCCACCUCAAGAGGGUCAGGGAGCAGUUUUCUGGGACGGAGAUAGAAAAGUACGCCCACUUCAUUGGUGAAUCGCUGAAGAGGACCAAGUCCAGGGAGUAUGUUCCCUCUCAGGAAGAGAUCGCCGCCCUGCUGACCCGGCAGGAGAUGACCACGACGGUUUACUGCCACGGAGGAGGGUCCUGCAAAAUCUCCAUCAACUCACACACCACCGCUGGGGAGGUGGUGGAGAAGCUGAUUCGGGGUCUGGCCAUGGAGGACAGCAGGAACAUGUUCGCCCUCUUCGAGCACAAAAACUGCACUGACCGGGCCGUGGAAAGCCGGGUCAUUGUGGCUGAUGUCUUGGCCAAGUUCGAGAGGCUGGCAGGCAGUGAGGAAGAGGAGGAGGAGGGACAGUGGCGGCUGUAUUUCAAACUCUACUGCUUCCUGGAUGUGGAGAGUGUUCCUAAGGAAGGGGUGGAGUUUGCCUUCAUGUUUGAGCAGGCUCACGAGAGCCUGAUCAGCGGCCAUUUUCCCGCGCCGGAGGAGACGCUGCAGCACCUGUCGGCCCUGCGGCUGCAGUACCUGCACGGGGACGCGGUGCGGGGCAGCUGGAGCCUGGACCACAUCUACCCCGUGGGGCGCCUGCGCGCCCGCAUCCUGCAGUCCACCAAGGCGGGCGGGGCGGUGGGCGCGAUGGCGGGCUCGGGGGCGGGGCCGGGGGCGGGCCCGGGGGCGGGCCCGGGGGCCGGCCACACCCUGGAGCGGCGGAGGACCAGCUUCCUGGACGGCACGCUGAGGCGGAGCUUCAAGACGGGCUCCGUGCGGAGGCAGCGGGCGGAGGAGGAGCAGAUGCUGGAGAUGUGGGUGAAGGAGGAGACGUCGGCCACCCGCGCCAGCGUCCUGGAGAAGUGGGGCCGCCUGCAGGGCCUGCCCCAGCACCAGGCCAUGCUCAAGUACAUGGCCGUCGUCAAGGAGUGGCCCGGUUACGGGUCCACCCUCUUCGACGUGGAGUGUAAGGAAGGGGGGUUCCCCCACGACCUGUGGCUGGGCGUGAGUGCGGAGAACGUGUCCGUGUACAAGCGGGGGGAGCCCCGACCCCUGGAGACCUUCCCCUACGAGCACAUCGUCUUCUUCGGGGCGCCUCAGGCCAGCACCUUCAAGAUAACCGUGGAUGAGAGAGAGCUGUGCUUCGAGACCCCACUGGUCGGCGAGAUCACCAAGAUCAUGAAAGCCUACAUCAACAUGAUCGUGAAGAAGCGAUGCAGCGUGAGAUCCGUGUCCAGCUGCGGCAGCAACUGGAUCAGAUGAUGGCCACGGGCCAAUCGGCACGCAGUUCCCUCACAGUAGGGGGGCGGGGCCCAGUGUGGGCAGGAAGGAAUUCUGCUGACGACAGCAGCCAGUCGGGACGAAGCUUAGAUGUCGGUCAGAUGACGUCACAGCCUGAUAGAGGGCAACGCUUGCCGUGUUGGAGAAAAUUACUGAUGGAUGUAAAACUUCAGCCAGAGCAAAAAAACUCCUACUGUGUCUCUCGGCAGGUGCUGCCAGACAACAGUACAGUAAACUCCUGCAUAACCGCUUCCCACGUAAGCAGCCAACCGGAUUAUCCAGCGGCCUCCAGUCAAAUUUUAACGCCAGUGUCUAACGGAGACUGACGACCUGGUGAAGUGCCGACGUUUACCUGAGUGCAGCGCGUUAACAACGCAGCGGCCGACACCUGUGGUCUCACACCUGUGUGAGCCGCCGGACCUCCUCUGCCGUGCGCAAUCAAUGGUCUACGUUCACCCCGAUCAGAAAACAAGGGGGAGAGAAAUAAGAACAAAACAUUUCAUUGAGUGAAUUCAUAUCUGCACAUUCGCAUUUUUACAUUGUGUCAGCUGAAAGUGCUUAUUUAAAUUUAAGUUUUUGCCGCUUUGUCUGAUCUUUGAGGUAUCCGCCUUCCCGGUUGGUUCCAGUGGGGUUGGUUGUGUGGGAGGUUACUGUACUGAUUCCACGCCCAUUCAUUGCUUACGUAUGUUUACGCUUCUCAGAUGGAGGACAAGAGCUUGAUGCUCCUGAUCUCCCCCCGAUUUACCUGUACUGCCAAAACCUCAAGCAAACGGCUCCCUGCUUUAGCCUGUUACGCUAACGUUAUGCCAAAAGCAAGCCCCGCUCGCCAGUCAGUCCUUGAUGUUUAUCGCUUGUUUAUAGUGACACGGGUGUGUCUCGCGUGCAGGGACACACUUCUGAAUUCAGGCUGUAAACAUCAGGCUCUCUCAUUGGCUGCCACAGAACGGCCUGUCUCUCCUUAUCGAGUGGAGCUGUGGACGGGACACGUCGACAGGGACGGACUAGCGGCUGUGUACUUGCCAAGCCUUUCCAGACAAGUGCAUAUGCUAUCUCAGCUUCGGAUGGAUUUGUUUGUUGUUUGUGUUUUUUUUUUAACGCAAUUUACCCAUCUGUUGUGACAGUAAUCCAUAUACCAUUUAAUAAUACUCUUCCCUUUUUUUGUACAGCACACACCAUAUACAGUACACUGGACCUCAUCUUACUUUUAUAUUCAGCAUAUAUAGUCUGUACAGAUGGACAAGCUAUUUUAUUCAGUAUGAUUCCAAUAGUAUUUCAAUGACAGAGAAUACAAUAGAAAAGAAAAAGGUCACGUUUAAUUUUGUUUCUUCUCUUUGUAUAUCUGUUAAAAAAUAAGACUGACUUAUUCAGGUUUAGGUCUUUUGGAUGUGGAGAGCAAUAUAACACCUUGGAUCCACAACUGGAAGCCACCAUUUCCAUCCCUCUAAGUCUUGAUGCCUUAAACAGUCUCGCUGCUUCUGAAUCCUACUUGGCAUUCCUCUGUCACCUUGGUUCUGUCACUGGAGUACAGCACAGUACGAAAGUACGGACAGGUCUUCCUGGAAGUGGAUGAACCUUUAAACCAAUAUGCCUCUGUUGCCAUGCGCCAGUAACAGAUGUGGACAUUUAACGUGCCCAUUCCACAGUAACUAGGUCUCUGUACUACUGAAGGGCCUGGUCACCUGUGUGGUGUGAAAAUAGCAAAAAAAUGAUUUAAAAAACGCCCCUUUAUCUAAAGAGUACUGUGUAAUUUGCUAUAAAAAAUAUGCAACAUUU
Messenger RNA from Anguilla anguilla (European eel), 7982 nucleotides. RefSeq names its product unconventional myosin-X-like. Gene Ontology annotation, cellular component: cytoskeleton; myosin complex. Gene Ontology annotation, biological process: signal transduction. Bases 369 to 6191 code for a protein of 1940 amino acids. NCBI's taxonomy places the organism in Eukaryota, Metazoa, Chordata, Actinopteri, Anguilliformes, Anguillidae. The record is from RefSeq and is a predicted model, not a curated record. Gene Ontology annotation, molecular function: cytoskeletal motor activity; protein binding; ATP binding. The transcript has 34 exons.